UCUGAGUCACGCUCCCCAUGACUGCAUUUUUUCCAGCUCACAGCUGCCUGGUGCAGGGGACGUGUGUGUGUGUGUGUGUGAGUGUGAGUGCGAGGAGUCUGCGGAGCCCCCUUCCCGCCCCCUCCCCACUCCGGUUCAACGCCUCCGGCCUCAGAUGGCCGUCUGAGGGGGUUCACGUUCAAUCCCGCCGAUGAGGAAUGAGGGAGGGAAUGGACGGAGCAGUUUUCCAUUCUGCUCCCUCUAAUCCAGGAAGUCCCUCCUGGUGUCUGGCUACAGGCCCUCUUGCUACCGCUCCCGGAGUCCCAGAUCUGCCUGGCCCCUGACCCCAGCAGGGGUCAGAGCCCACUCCCCAGAAGGUCAAGGGAGGAGGCAGGAGAGUGGGUGCCCCGCCCGCGCCCCACGCGUGCACCCGCCUUGCCCCUGCCCGGCAGCCUGCCGUCCCUCGGCUUGGGCCUGCCUGGCCGUCUGCGUGUGGGUGUUAGCCGUUCACCCUCCCCCCGCCCGCCACCCCCCUCCUCCCCAUGCCGGAGCCGCUCGCCAGCCCCCUCCCGCCCUCCGGUCCCCUGCCGCCUCCCUGCAGCCUCUCUUCCUCCUGGUGGAGCCUUGGGCCCCUGCCUGCUCCUCCGCGGGUCCGGGCGCCUCCGGCCGGCGCUCCCUCCCUCGCCUCCGCCCUCGCUUGGCUGCCGCCUGCUCCCCUCUCCUGCCCUCCUUCCCCUGUCGCCCCGUCCCCUCCCCCGGACUCUGCAAACAUGAGGGUCCUGGCCUGCCUCCUCGUGGUGCUGCUUGGGGUUCGGGCCAUUGAGCGGCUGCGCCUGGCCGACGGCCCCCACGGCUGCGCCGGCCGCCUGGAGGUCCGGCACAGCGGGCGCUGGGGCACGGUGUGUGACGACGGGUGGGACCUGCGCGACGCCGCCGUGGCCUGCCGGGAGCUGGGCUGCGGGGGGGCGCUGGCCGCCCCUGGGGGCGCCUUCUUCGGGGAGGGCGCAGGCCCCGUGUGGCUCAGCGAGCUGGCCUGCCGCGGCGGCGAGGGACACCUGGGCCUCUGCCCCCACCGCGGCUGGAAGGCCCACAUCUGCAGCCACGAGGAGGACGCGGGCCUCGUCUGUGCAGGUCAGCGCGUGGCCGAUUCAAGGGACGAAUCAGCUCCCCUCCCGGACGGGGACCCCUGGCUGGGGCUGCCUGGGGAGCUGAGCCCCAGCUCCGAGGAACCCCCUGUGACUCAUGCCCCCCGCCUGGCCGGAAGCCCCCGGAAGAAGAGCCCCCGGCCACCCAAGCAGGUCAAGUCCACCAGGGCCCCUUCGCUGACGGCUGGGGCCCCCCGACAAGAGCGGCUGCGCCUGGUCUCAGGCCCCCACGGCUGCGCCGGCCGCCUGGAGGUGUUGCACGGCGGGCGCUGGGGCACCGUGUGUGACGACGGGUGGGACCUGCGCGACGCCGCCGUGGCCUGCCGGGAGCUGGGCUGCGGGGCCGCGCUGGCCGCCCCCGGGGGCGCCAGGUUCGGGCCGGGCGCGGGGCCCGUGUGGAUGGACGACGUGGGGUGUGGAGGAGGAGAGCAGACCCUACGGGACUGUCCCCGGAGCCCCUGGGGCCGGAGCAACUGCGACCACAGUGAGGACGCUGGGCUGGUGUGCACGGGCCCGGCCCCCAGGCUGCGCCUGGCCGACGGCCCCCACGGCUGCGCCGGCCGCCUGGAGGUGUUGCACGGUGGGCGCUGGGGCACGGUGUGUGACGACGCCUGGGACCUGCGUGACGCCGCCGUGGCCUGCCGGGAGCUGGGCUGCGGGGGGGCGCUGGCCGCCCCUGGGGGCGCCUUCUUCGGGGAGGGCGCUGGCCCCAUCAUCCUGGACGACCUUAGGUGUCGGGGAAACGAGACGGCGUUGCGAUUCUGCCCGGCGCGGCCCUGGGGCCAGCAUGACUGUCACCAUCGUGAGGACGCGGGGGCUGUGUGUGACGGUAUGCCCCUCGGCUACGUGCCCCCCACGGCCCCCGCAGUGGACAGCAACAGCUCAGCAGCCAGGGAGGCAGCCCCCAGGCCCCUGGCCACCACAGCAAGCCAGGCCCCGCUGACGGCCGGCGUGUCACCUCCUCCAUCCGCUCCAGUCGGCCCUCGGGAGCCGGGCCCGGAGGCCGGAUCUCCCCAGCUGCGCCUGGUGGCCGGGCCCAGCAGGUGCUCCGGCCGGCUGGAGGUGUGGCAUGACGGGCGCUGGGGCACGGUGUGUGAUGACAGCUGGGACCUGCGCGACUCGGCUGUGGUCUGCCGGGAGCUCGGCUGCGGCGGGCCUCGGCAGCCGGAUCCCGCUGCUGGCCGCUUUGGCUGGGGCUCGGGCCCCAUCUGGCUGGAUGACGUGAACUGCAUGGGGACGGAGGCGUCGCUGGCCGACUGUCCUGCUGCUCCCUGGGGGAAACACAACUGUGCUCACAACGAGGACGUCGGGGUCACCUGUUCCGGGACGGCUGGCCUGGACACUGUCUCAGACCCCUUCAGCUGGAGCUGGGUCCCGGGGCUGGGCAGAGACCAGGAUGCCUGGCUCCCGGGAGAGCCGGUCACCCAGCCCUCUCCGCCUCGGACCCCCAGCGUCCUGGAGAAGACCACCACGAAGGCCCCGGCAAAAAUGCCCAAGAGCACUAAGAAGUGGGGGACCAAAGCCACAAAGAGGCCAACCACGCCCCCUCCCCCGGUGCCCACCACGAAGCACUCCAGGGCGCUGGGCACCCAGAGCCCGCUGGAGCUGACCUCCCGGACCACCGAGGCGCCCCGCCGAGGGCCCACCCGCACCACGACUGCCACUGCUCAGGCCUCCCUGCGGCCGUCCGCCCAGACCCCAGCUCAAGGGUCUCCAGGCUCAGCCGAAGCCGCAGCCCCGGCCACGACGGCGGCCAGCACCACCGGGGCGCCAGGUGAGCGGCGGGCAGGGCGGGGCAGGCGCGGGAGGGCGGAGGCCACGCCUCCCACUGACCGGGCUCCGCCCACAGGGCCCUUCCGGGUUCGUCUGGCCGACGGGCCCAACAGGUGCGCCGGGCGGCUGGAGGUGUGGCACGCGGGGCGCUGGGGGACGGUGUGUGACGACAACUGGGACCUGCGCGACGCCACUGUGGCCUGCUGGGAGCUGGGCUGUGGAAAGGUCCGGCCCCGCGUGGGCAAAACGCACUACGGCCCCGGGACGGGGCCCAUCUGGCUGGACGACGUGGGCUGCCUGGGGCGCGAGACCUCGCUGAGCGACUGCCCCGCGGGGCCGUGGGGCAAGCACAACUGUGACCACGAGGAAGACGUGGGGCUCACGUGCACGGGCUACACGGAGGACGAGGAGUAUCCGCCCUGGACUUGGGACCCCCCGUCGGGAACCGAGCUGGCCCAGGGCACCCCCACGGCAGGCGCGCCGGGCCGCACGUCCUCCUGGGCCACCCCGCGGCGCACCGCAGCGCCCCCCGCGACCUCGAGGCGCCGUCCGGACACAG
Molecule: messenger RNA, 3456 nt
Organism: Oryctolagus cuniculus (rabbit)
Lineage: Eukaryota; Metazoa; Chordata; Mammalia; Lagomorpha; Leporidae
Source: RefSeq, a predicted model, not a curated record